ACAAGAACUUUGGGGUUGAAGUUUGCAGAGCUGAAUGCUUGUGAUUGGUCAAGUACUACCAGCAUUUUGGACCUGUUGAACUUUAGCUUGUUAUUUUGAAUUGAAAUCUUAUAUAUGCCCACAGCUAGGCUAUGUGCUUUUAGCUAAACAAAUACCACACUGGUUGCAAGUGAAUUAACAGCAUAAUUAUGUGCAAAAAUCCAUGUAUGAUGAAGUAGAAAAGAAUUUUAAAGUCACUAAGUAGCUGAACUAGUAGGCCAAGUAUCACCACAUAUCCACCACAUUAACUUAGACCAGCAACAAAUAACCUUUGGAGUUAAUCAGAGGAAUACCAUGAACCUAAAUUAAGUUCUGGGGAAAUUAGUUUUUAACCUCCAAAAAGUUUGGGGGUGAAGUUUGCAGAGCUGAAUGUUUCUCAUUGGUCUAGUACUCCUAGCAUUUUGGGCCUGUUCUACUUGAGCUUGUUAUUAUUCUGGUGUUGACGGAAUAACUUAGCCUCCUCCGUGCUUACUGCCAAAGACUAUGCAGCAACAAUAACGCCACUUACAGUGUCACUAGCUUAAAUGGCGUUAUUGUUGCUGCAUAGUCUUCGGCAUUACUGCCACCUACAGGACUGCAGUGGAGCAAGUUGUUGUAAUGUCCCAUGCAAAAUAUUAAAGGAACUAAAAGGAACAAAUGUUUUAGUUCCUUGAAAAGAGUUCCCUGGACUGAAAGUUCCUGACACUGAAAGGUCAGUUCCUGCACGGUCGGAGAUUCUCUGUGACUGAUGACCAAAAUCAGGCCCCCGGGUCUACCUGCAGGGCCAAGGAGGCCCUUUAUCAGAGCCAGUGGGAAGCCAAGCUGUCAGCAGUUGAAGACGAGGAGGAGCGGCACUUCUGCAUGCUGCUAGAAAGCCUGGGAGCCAGUAAUGUAUUUGAGGACCCGGGCGAGGUGCGCAGCCUUUGGGCGCAGCUCAGGCGAGAUGAGCCUCACCUCCUGUCAAAUUUUGAGGAGUUUCUGGCAAGGGUAACCCACCAAAUCAAAGAAGCCCAUCAGGAAAAGAAGGAGAUGGAAAGUGCCCUCCAGAGGAAGGCCGCGACGCACGACAGCGAGAUCCGGUAUUUGUACGAAGAGAUGGAAGCACAGAUCAAAAAUGAGAAAGACAGGCUGAUACUGAAGGACUCUGAGCGCCUUCAGUCUCGCAGCCACGACCUGGAGCACCAGUUGUCUUCUAAAGAGAAGGAGCUGGAUCAGCUUUUCCAGAAGCAGAAACGAUUAGAGCUCCAGUGCCGUGAGCUGAGCAGCGAGAGGCAGGAGAGCCAUGUGGAGAACGUCAAGCUGAAAAUGACCAACGACGAGCUGUCCCGAGCGCUGGAGAGCACCAGCCAGGAGCUGGCGCUGGCCCAGGAGCAGCUGGCAAUGCUGCAGGAGGAGGCCGCUCGGCUUCAUCAGGAGAAAGAGAUGGAAAUGUACAGAAUAACUGAAGGACUGCAGAGGGAGAAGCAAAGCCUCAUGAAGCAGCUUGAUCUCCUCAGAGAGAUGAACAAACAUUUGAAGGAUGAGCGGGACAUAUGCUCUGGUGUCCCUCGAACCUCACUCAGAAAGAAGCAGAAGCAGAGGACGGGCCUCGCAAACAUAUUCGACGACGCCAGCCAGCCGACAAAAAGAGCCCCACUGUUGGUGGAUGGGUCCUACCAGUCUCUGGAGGCCUUGCCCAUAGAGCACCUUCAAAUCGUGUUUGUUGCUUCCUCCUCCUGUAGCGAAGACGACAACACCACUCCUUCGUCCAAACCAGCCGCAUGUACGCAACGCCCUUCAGCGAAGAAGAACUUAGCCAACGGUUACGCCAACCCGGCUCAAACUAAAGCGUUCGACGUGAAGGCGAAGGCUAAAAAGUCGCCCGUUAAAACGGUAACCUCCAAGAGGGUGAUGGGAAAAACCAGAGAAAGAUCAAGGAAAGUUGAAAGUGAAAAGAAAGCCGGGGAAGAAGAGGACGGCCUGGAUGCCCCGCCAGACGGAUGGCCUCUCAGGCGAGUCAUCUCCAUCGAGGAGGACCACCUGCCGCACCUGCUUCAAGGUGGACCCCAGCCCUUACUGCACCAGCUCAGCGAGGAGGAGGACGGGGAGGAUGAGGAGGAAGAAGUGGCAGCUCAGAGUGGCAUUGAAUCCAGUGUUGUCAUGGCUGCUGACCUCCCGGCCUCCCUUCCACCAUACAGUCAACUCUCAGUAGAAGCUCCUCCUGCAGGAAAAUCGCGCUUUACCCGAUCGAAGAAGACACCGCUGCCUUCAAGGGGACAACCUGUUGGGAAGGAGACCCAGCAAAAGGCAAAAGAAGGAGCAUUGUUCGCCCCAGAUCGUCUCUUCAAGGUGGUCCUGGUCGGAAACUCCAGCGUAGGCAAGACAUCCCUGCUACGCUCCUUCUGUGAGGGCCGUUUCCACCCCUCCACCACUGCAACUGUGGGUAUUGACUACAGUGUGAAGACGUUAACCCUGGACAACAUGCAGGUAGCCAUGCAGCUUUGGGACACUGCAGGUCAAGAGAGGUACCGUAGCAUAACCAAGCAGUUCUUCCGCAAGGCCGACGGCGUGGUGGUGAUGUACGACGUCACAGUGGAGGAGAGUUUCAAGGCUGUGCAGCCCUGGCUCACCAAUGUCCAGGAAGCAGCAGGUGAAGGGGUCCCCAUUCUCCUGCUGGGCAACAAAAUGGACAUGGAUGAGGACAGAGAGGUGUCAUUUAAAGAUGCUGAGCAACUGGCUUAUGAAAACAAGGUGAUGUUCUUUGAGGUCAGCGCCUACACAGGGAACAACGUGACGGAGUCCCUGACGCACCUGGCCAGAGUGUUAAUGGAGCAGGAGGACAGGGUGAGAGACACCACAGUCAUCCUCAGUGCUCAACCUGUCAAGAAGAAAGCCUGCUGCAAGUGAAGAAACCCUGACUGGAAAGGAAAAAAAAAAACAAGUUAUCAAUUUAAUGAUAAGCAGAAUGUUUUUUGGACUGUGGACAUUUACAGUGUUUGAUGGCAAAUGUAGAAUCAGUAUUAGAUUUAUGUAAACACUUAUUUUGUCUUUAUUUUGACCUGGAAAAGCAGCACAUGCUUAGGGCGACAUAAAGAACUCUACUUGAGUCCACAUUAUUUUGGAUGGAAACCUGAUUUCUUCCUCUUUUUUUUCCCCCUUUAGAAGCCAAACCAUUAUAGCUAGACCUUCAGAUACUUUGAUGAUUUCUUCGUCUUUAUGUGGCUAUUCCUUGGCCACUGUCUCAGCUUCUUUCCAUGCUUCCUGCCACCUUGACUGCCUUAUAACCACUUGUACCUUUGAGAAAAUAAAUCUUUCUUCCUCUUUUUCCAUCCUGUUUUUUUUCCUCUGUAGUAUUUUCUACAACCAAACAACUUGUCGAUCUCAAAUGUUCUCGAGUUGAGACUUUUUGGUUUACAUUUUUAGAAAUGGAACUGGUGGAAGGUAAAUUAAUGGUGAUAAUCCCAACAGCCUCUAUCUAACCUCCUGAGAUCUGAGCUUUUGUUUGGUAUGUAUUUUUAAUUUCUCCAAGGUAUUUGGGUUUAUUAGGACCUAAGAAGUAUAAAAACUAAGCAUCAUCUUUGAACAGGAGGUAGCUUUUGGAAAAUAUGAUGUCCUCAUAUGUGGACACGGGGAUUAUUUCACUGUAUAAUAUAAUAAAGUCACCAAUAUGUAACAAAUUGUAAAACUGAACAUGGCUGUACAAGGAGUUAUAGCUAUAGAAUUUGUUCAUAUUAAAGUAGAAAAGCAUAAAUAAACAAGUUUCAACU
Molecule: messenger RNA, 3764 nt
Organism: Mugil cephalus (flathead mullet)
Lineage: Eukaryota; Metazoa; Chordata; Actinopteri; Mugiliformes; Mugilidae
Gene: cracr2ab
Product: calcium release activated channel regulator 2Ab
Exons: 16
Coding region: 880-2904 (674 amino acids)
Biological process (GO): cellular response to insulin stimulus; Golgi vesicle fusion to target membrane; protein localization to plasma membrane
Cellular component (GO): trans-Golgi network transport vesicle; dendritic spine; plasma membrane
Molecular function (GO): GTPase activity; GTP binding; calcium ion binding
Source: RefSeq, a predicted model, not a curated record